GGUCCCUCACCAGGCCCGCCCGCCCCUGCCUCCACCCCUCUCCAGGGCCUCCGUGAUCCGCCGCCCUUAGGGGGCCCAAGUUUGGCGUCGGGAAGUUUGAGAGGGCUGGGCCGGCGGCUCCACGUAGUCGCGUUUCUCUGGCUGCAGCAGUUGGGAGGCGGCGGACCGGCGGCACGAUGUGGCGGGCAGCUAUGCGAUUUCGUGCAUUAAACAAGGGAUGGCCAAUUCUUGGCAGGUCACCUGGCCAAGAGACAUUUAAUAAUAGAACCAAGGGAACCCUCAAUAUGGAAGGAGCAGGCCCACCUAUUGCUAUGACUGAUGUUCGGCAUAAACUUCGGGAGAUAGUAGGAAUAUCCAAACGCUGGAGUGACCAUGUGAAAGUUAUGGAGGAGAGAAAGUUACUUCAUGCUCUAUUGCCUAAGAGCCAGAAGGAGUUACCUCCAAGGAGGAUGAAAGACAGUUAUACUGAAGUCAUUUUGCCUUUAGGAACUCAGCCUAUGUUACGGGAGAAAUAUUUGACCGUAUACAAUUGUGUAAGAUUUGGCAGAAUUCUUGAGGAUCUUGACAGCUUAGGAGUUCUUAUUUGCUAUACUCACACCAAAAUAGAUUCUGGCAAGAUGUCACCUUUCUCUAUCGUGACAGCCUUGGUUGACAAAAUUGACUUAUGUAAGAAGGUCAUAAGUCCAGAAAAUGAUAUUAAGUUCAUUGGACAUGUGAGUUGGGUCGGAAAGACAUCGAUGGAAGUCAAGAUGCAAAUGUGUCAGUUAUAUGAUACAGUUUACCAUCCUGUGUUGAAUGCAACAUUUGUAAUGGUGGCUCGUGAUCCUGAAAACAAAGGGCCAGCUUUUAUAAAUCCGCUAGUCCUUGAAAGUCCAGAGGAAGAGGAACUCUUCAAGCAAGGAGAAUUGAAUAAGGGGAAGAGGAUUGCCUCCACCACUGCAUCCUUAUUGAAGAUGGCUCCCACUGCAGAAGAAAGGCUUGCAGUUCAUAACAUGUUCCUUAGUACGCUGGACCCAAGGACUAUAAGUUUUCAAAGUCGAGUUUUACCUCCAGAUUCAGUGUGGAUGGAAGAUACAAAAUUGAAGAGCCUGCACAUAUGCCAGCCUGAGGAACGGAACAUUUUCAAUAGAAUCUUUGGAGGUUUCCUUAUGAGAAAAGCAUUUGAACUUGGUUGGGCUACUGCUUGUCACUUUGCUGGUUCCAGACCUUUUCUGGUUGCUGUAGAUGAUAUCAUGUUUCAGAGGCCUGUUGAAAUUGGAUCACUGCUAUUCUUUGCUUCCCAGGUUUGUUUUACUGAAAAGAAUCACAUUCAAGUUAGAGUACACAGUGAAGUAAGUGUCCCUGGCACUAAAGAGCACAAGACUACCAAUGUCUUCCAUUUCACAUUUUUGGUUGAAAAAGAAGUGCCAGCAGUGAUUCCCAAAACUUAUGGAGAUUCCAUGUUAUAUUUGGAUGGUCAGCGACAUUUCAUGGGCACAAUGCAUGAAAAAGCUGGUGGAACAGCUAUUAUCCAGUGACACCCUAAAAAAAUGCUACCUUUUGGAAACUGAGGAUGAGAGAACAUAUGGUAUUUAAGAAGGGUAGGAAAAGAAUUAUACUAAAUGCUAAAAAAGCAUUCUUGUCUUCAUGGAGAAGGAUCGCACCUGUCAAACUGCCAGAGAGAGUUUUUGAUAAAAAAAAACCCCAACAAACUCUUAAAAUAAUUUAAAUUGUGUUCAUAACCUAAUUUAGUACUAUAUUGCUUCCAUUUUCUUCUCUGCCAAAGAAGCAGGACAAGUUGGUUUUUCUAAACAUUUGUGACACAUUAUUUUGCUGCACAUGUCUUACAUAUCAACAUUAAAGAUUCACUGUAUCAUUUUACCAUUUCUUAAACCUUUGUUGCAUUGUCCCUGCUUUUUAUCUAAAAGUCUGGUGGGGUUUUGUUCUUCUUCAGUUCUGCUCCCACCCCAGGCAGCUUGGCACAGUGCUGGAUUUGGAGUUAGCCUCAGACUUUUAUCAGUUGUGUGAUUCUGGGCAAGUGACUUAACCUUUCUGUGGCUCAGUUUCCUUAUUUGUAAAAUGGGGAUAAUAACAGCACCUACCUCAGGAUUGUUGUUAGACUCAAAUGGGAUAAAAUACAUAAAGUGCUUUGCAAAUGUAAAUGUUAGCUUUUAUUAUUAUCUUCCCCUUAGUUUUCUAACAUAUAAGGUAGAUGAAUAACAUAUUGGGGUUAGGGAAUGCUCUAAGUGGUAGCUUCUUGUUAGCAUUCUUGAAGAUUUGUAGGAAACUGAGACAGAAUCUCCCUCCCUACUUCUACCUUUUGUAACUCCUAGCUCUCUGCAGGGCUGUGUUCAGUUGUAACCUUUUUCAAGAAGCCUUUCUGGAUUCCUCCAGUUAUUACUUCUCAUGCCCACAUCAAACAUUUUAUUUUGUAUAUAUUCUGUAUCUACUUCUUUGAAAACUCAUUCUGUUAAGGUAUAAACUCCUUGAGGACAGAGACUGUCUCACUUCUGCAUCUUUAUCCCUAGUGCAUGGUGCCUGGGAUUUAAUAAGUGUUUGUUAAUUGUUGGACCAGGAACAGACUUUAGACACAGCUAGCGAGUGGAAGAUUUGGGGCUAGAAUCAGUGUCUGCCAACUCAGCCCUAGGGUUCCUUACACUACUCUACAGUGCCUUGCUGUUAAGUCUGAUGUGGCAAAUUUAGGUUGGGCCUGAUUAUGAAUCUCAAGAUAGAAACUUGUGUAAGCCACAAAAUCUAAGCUGAGGUAGGAAUAACUGAGGGUGACCUAAUAUCCCCCGGAAGAGAAAUAGUACUUUUACUAAAGCAAGUUGUAGCUAGAGAGGAUAUCACUCCUCUCCUCUCAGUCCCUCUGUCUAACUCAGUGAGAAGCAGCAGUGGUGACUUGCAGUGAAAAUAGAUGGCAGAAAGGAGGAGCUCAAAAGUGUCCUCAAAAGAGAGGAGGAAAAGGACUAUUCCUUAAGCCCAACCUCUUGCAUUUGGGGGAGUGGGGGCAGAAUUUGAAUUUUCCAGGAGUCACAAUCUUAGAAUUUAACCCUUAUAGCAGAGAAAGGAGAUUUCUUGGGCUGCUUCAGCUUUGAGAGUUGCCUCAUGGGUAAUUCCAAGUUCAGGAGUUCCUGUGUUGAGUUUGGGCAUUGGCACCUUCUAGAGAGGAAAGAUUUCCUGAUGCAUCCUACACUUUGCAGAAGGAGAAAGAUAGUCCACACAGUUCCUGAGCAAGAUCCUGCUUGGAAAACAAAGCCAGUGAGUUUCUUGGACAGUGCAGGUCCAGAAGGGGCUGUUUUAGUUCAGUAAGUUUCAAAACAAAACUUUCUGGUGGGAGUCUGAACCACAAAGUGGUCUGACAAGUCUGGGGAAACUGUGUAGGGACUCUGGCGAAUAGACUUUGGCCUUUUUUUUGUGGGAUGAAAUAAAGGCUGUAUUAUUUGUAUGUAGA
Messenger RNA from Phascolarctos cinereus (koala), 3433 nucleotides. RefSeq names its product acyl-CoA thioesterase 9 (gene ACOT9). The record is from RefSeq and is a predicted model, not a curated record. Gene Ontology annotation, molecular function: fatty acyl-CoA hydrolase activity. Gene Ontology annotation, biological process: acyl-CoA metabolic process. Gene Ontology annotation, cellular component: mitochondrion. NCBI's taxonomy places the organism in Eukaryota, Metazoa, Chordata, Mammalia, Diprotodontia, Phascolarctidae.